Apis florea (little honeybee) is the source of this 2474-nucleotide messenger RNA. RefSeq names its product dipeptidyl peptidase 3 (gene DppIII). Gene Ontology annotation, cellular component: cytoplasm. The record is from RefSeq and is a predicted model, not a curated record. Gene Ontology annotation, molecular function: dipeptidyl-peptidase activity; metalloexopeptidase activity. NCBI's taxonomy places the organism in Eukaryota, Metazoa, Arthropoda, Insecta, Hymenoptera, Apidae. Gene Ontology annotation, biological process: proteolysis.
AUUUAAUAAUAUCGUAUUAUUUAUAUUUAUAUACAAAUUUAUAUAGAAUUUAAAAUAUAAUCAAAAAAUUUAUUAAAUUAUAACAUUGUAUUUUAGUGUAAAAUUAUUGUCUACGAAAAUGAGUGAAGAUAUUUCUUUAUUUACUUUACCAAAUAAGCAACCAAUAAUUGCAUUAGAAUGUGAUACUGCAUUUAAUGCUUUAACAAAAAAUGAAAAAUUAUAUGCACAUUAUUUAAGUCAAGCCGCAUGGAAUGGUGGUCUUAUUGUAUUUGUCCAAACUUCUCCAGAAUCACCAUUAAUAUUUGCUUUACUACAUAAAAUUUUCAUAUCUGAAACAAUAAAUGAAUUGAAAAAUUCUGCAUUUAAUGUUAAUGUUAGUGAAGAUGAAUUUACAGCAUUUUUAGUAUAUUCAUGUGGAAUUUUUGCAAAUGCUGGUAAUUAUAAAUCUUUUGGUGAUAGUAAAAUAAUUCCAAAUUUACCUAAGGAUAAAUUUGAAACUAUAAUAAAAGUUUCAAAAGCAUAUAAAAAUAAUUCCAAAAACAUUGAAGAAAUUUGGAAUAAAAUUCAAAAUAUAAUAUAUUCUAUUAAAGGAAAAUUAAAAUCUUUAGGAUUGAAUGAGAAAGGAAUUACAACUUAUUUUUCUGCUAAUUGCACGGAAAAAGAUGCAGAGUUAGUUAAUGAUUUUAUGCAAAGUAAAGGAUUAGAAUGUUAUAAUACAAGAUGCUUUAAAAUAGCAAAUGAUCAAAAUGAUUCUAAAUUUGAUAUAUAUGAAAUUAGAUUAGCUUCUAUGGAAACUAAUAAUGAUUCUAAUAUUACUUUGUCAGAAGAAGUAUUUAAAAAUGCAAAAUUUAGAAUUACAAGAGGAGAUUAUAGCAAACUUUUGAUUCCAGUUAUUCAUAAUCUUCAAAAAGCAAAAGAAUAUGCGGUAAAUGAAAUUGAAAAAAAUAUGUUAAAUAAAUACAUAGAACAUUUUAAAACAGGAUCUUUACAAGAUCACAAAGAUGGUUCUCGUUUAUGGAUUAAAGACAAAGGACCAGUUAUAGAAACUUAUAUAGGUUUUAUUGAAACUUAUAGAGAUCCAGCAGGACAAAGAGGAGAAUUUGAAGGAUUUGUAGCAAUGGUAAAUAAAGAAAUGUCCAAAAAAUUUGCUACAUUGGUAACUAAUGCAGAAAAAUUUAUACCAAAAUUACCUUGGAGUAAAGAUUUUGAAAAAGAUGAAUUUCUAAGACCUGAUUUUACUUCAUUGGAUGUUCUGACAUUCUCGGGAUCUGGUAUUCCUGCGGGUAUAAAUAUCCCAAAUUAUGAUGAAAUUAGACAAUCAGAAGGAUUUAAAAAUGUUUCUUUGGGUAAUGUAAUUCCUGCAAAUAUGAAAUUAGAUGUAAUACCAUUUUUAUCUGAACAUGAUCAAACUUUGAUGAAUACUUAUAGAGUAGCUAGCUUUGAAGUGCAAGUUGCUUUACAUGAACUUCUUGGUCAUGGAACAGGUAAACUAUUGAAACAAUUAGAAUCUGGUUCAUAUAAUUUUAAUAUUGGAAAAGUAAAAAAUCCUUUUACUGGAGAAUUAAUAAAUAAAUAUUUUUUACCUGGUGAAACAUAUGAUUCAAAAUUUGGGUCAUUGGGAUCAUCUUAUGAGGAAUGCAGAGCAGAAGCAGUUGGAUUAUAUUUAUCUUUAGAAAAAGAUAUAUUAAGUAUAUUUGGAUAUGAAGGUUCUGAGGCAGAUGAUAUAAUGUAUGUAAAUUGGUUAUGUCUAUUAUGGACUGGUUGUGCAAAAGCUUUAGAAAUGUAUCAACCAUCAACUGGGAAAUGGCUACAAGCUCAUUCUCAAGCAAGAUAUGUUUUACUUAGAGUUUGUUUAGAAGCUGGCAAUGAUUUUGUUAAUGUUGUAGAAUCUGAACCUGGAAAGAAUUUAUUAUUAACUGUUAAUAGAACAAAAAUUUUAACAGUUGGUAAAAAAGCAAUUGGAGAUUUUCUAACUAAAUUACAAAUUUAUAAAAGUACAGGUGAUAUUGUAGCAGCCAAAAAAAUGUAUGAAAAAUAUAGUGAAGUACCUGAAAUAGAACCACAUCCAUGGGCACGUUGGAGAGAUAUAGUUUUAGCUCACAAGGAACCCCGAAAGAUAUUUGUACAAUCUAAUACAUUCAUUAAUGAUGAAAAUGAAGUACAAUUGAAAAACUAUGAACCCAAUUUUGCUGGAUUGAUUCAAUCUUGGAUAGAAAGAUUUCCUUCUGCAGAUAUUUCGCAAACACUUAUUGAAAUUAUGGAAAAAGAUAAACAACAUUUUAUAUUUGAAGAUAAUUAAUUAUUUAAUACAAAAAUAUUACAAAAAUAUUUUUUGUUUUUUUGAUAUAUGCUGUAACAUUUGUAUAUGUAUAUGUGGAUAAGAAUCAUAAUCAUAAAAAACAGUGACAUUUAUUGUUUUUAUAAAUAUUUUAUUGAAUAAGAAUUUUGUAUAAAAUAAAUUUAUUAUUUACAAA